AUGCUGCUGCUGUCGGUUCUGUUGGUCGGGCUAAACUGGGCCUCAGCUGCAAAGCUGGGCGUGGUGCAGACAGAGGGGGGUCUGGUUGAAGGACGCAGCUUCAGCGUGGGUCUCUUCAGGACCGUUGAGGUCUUUAAAGGCGUCCCCUUCGCUGAUGUUCCUGGAAAGUGGGAGAAACCAAAACCUCAUCCUGGAUGGAGCGGAAUCCUGAAGGCCACAACGUAUCGAGAUCGCUGCCUGCAGGUGACGCUGCUGCAGACAAAAACCCGGGGCAGUGAGGACUGUCUCUACCUCAACAUUUUUAUUCCACAUGGACUCUCUGUGUCCACCAACCUUCCAGUGAUGGUUUACCUGUUUGGAGGAGCCUUUCUUCUGGGAUCAUCCAAUGAUUUGGCAAUUCUUGGAGAUUCUCUUUAUGAUGGAAAAGAGAUGGCUGACAGGGGUGGGGUUAUUGUCGUCACGGUGAACUAUAGAGUUGGUACGCUGGGUUUCCUCAGUACUGGAGAUUCACGGCUCCCAGGCAACUACGGUCUGUGGGACCAGCAUGCCGCCAUCUCUUGGGUUCGCAGGAACAUCAGGGGCUUUGGAGGAAACCCUGACAACCUCACCAUCUUCGGCCAGUCAGCUGGAGCAGCCAGUGUUAGCUUCCAGAUGCUGUCUCCCUACAGUAAAGGUUUGUUCCGCAGAGCCAUCACUCAGUGUGGAGUGGCCCUCAGUCCCUGGGCCCUGCAGAAGAACCCCAUGGCUCUCACCAAGAAGAUUGCUCGUAAGGUUGGCUGUUGGAGAACCGAUGAAGAUGAAAUGCUGACGUGCCUGAAGAUGAGCGACCCGGUCGGUUUGACCAUGGCGGGGAAAAUUGACAUCAUGCUUAUUUUAGGCAAAGGUGUUGUCAUGGACAUGCUCGAGCUCUCCCCAGUGGUUGAUGGGGAUUUCAUACCUGAUGAGCCCAGUAACCUGUUUCACAACGCGGCUCGGUUUGAUUACCUGGCAGGUGUGAACAGCAUGGACGGACACAUAUUUGCAGGAGUCGAUGUUCCAUCCAUCAACAGCAAAAAAGCCAAUACCACAGCGGAGCAAGUCAAAGGUCUUCUGGCUGGUUUGACUAAAGAAAAAGGGAACGCUGCUAUCCCCUCGGCCUUCAGCGUUUACUCGGUUCACUGGGGUUUGGCUCCAGAUCCAGCCAUAGUGAAGAAGACGGUGGCCGACAUCGAGACAGACUUCCUGUUCCUGGUCCCAACCCAGACCGCCCUCCAGCUCCACGCCAACAACUCUAGUGGCGCCCAUACAUACUCGUACCUGUUCAACAUGAAGACUCGGAUUCCCGGGUUCCCCCGCUGGGUGGAGGCGGAGCACGCCGAGGACCUGCAGUACCUGUUCGGUAAACCGUUCUCCACCCCGCUCGUCUACUUCCCCCGACACAGAGACCUGUCUGGCUACAUGAUCGCCUACUGGACCAACUUCGCCAAGACUGGUGACCCUAACAGAGGAGACAGCAGAGUCCCAGUUCCUUGGCCACUUUUCACCAAAAACCACCGACCAUACCUGAUCAUCAACCACGACAUGAGCAAGUACUCCGUCAGCUAUGACCUGAGGUCGUACUACGUGAACUACUGGACUGAAACCUACAGCCGCCUGCCAACAGCAAAGACGGCAGAGGAAGACGAGCAUCUCUGA
Messenger RNA from Nematolebias whitei (Rio pearlfish), 1674 nucleotides. RefSeq names its product bile salt-activated lipase-like. Gene Ontology annotation, biological process: chemical synaptic transmission; presynaptic membrane assembly; postsynaptic membrane assembly. NCBI's taxonomy places the organism in Eukaryota, Metazoa, Chordata, Actinopteri, Cyprinodontiformes, Rivulidae. Gene Ontology annotation, molecular function: neurexin family protein binding; signaling receptor activity; sterol ester esterase activity. The transcript has 12 exons. Bases 1 to 1674 code for a protein of 557 amino acids. The record is from RefSeq and is a predicted model, not a curated record. Gene Ontology annotation, cellular component: postsynaptic specialization membrane; synapse; cell surface.